AAUUCGCGCGUACUAAAGAGAGCGCCUGAGUUGCCGUCAAAACUGCGUAAUGAGCGUUAGGAUGGUUCAGAGUUGAAUCAACACGUUGGUUACAGAAACAAUUAGGUUGGAGCUUCGUGAACGUGUUGAACUUUCUGUUCCUGCUACCACAGUGACACCAUGAAAACAAGAUAAUGUCUCCUCUGAUGGUGGCCACCGCAUUGAUGUUUCUACCGUGCACCCUAAGUUCGAUACUUUCUCUCGAACCAAGGAUUGCCGGUGGAAUCAAUGCACUGUUUGGAGAAUUUCCGUACAUGGUUUCGAUCCACCUGAAAGCCGUUGGAGAUGGAUUCUACUGUGCCGGCGUGUUGGUAUCGGUUCGAGACGUGCUCACCAGUGCUUCCUGUGUGCUGAACGGCAGUGGAGCUCGCGUUCCAGAAGAGCUGCACCUUUUGAUGGGCACCCCGUUCAGGGCGAACAACACAGAUGCUAUCGAGGUCGAAGUCGAAGAAAUUUGGGUACGAGAUGUUAGAGAUUUGGCUGUUCUAAAGCUUAAAGAGAAAGUACCCGAACUGAAGCCGGUGGUUUUGAAUGAGUUUGUUCAACAAUCACAGAAGCAGUGUAUUCUGGUCGGAUGGGGAGCCAACGAUAGUGACUGGAAUGUGGUUGAUCACUUGCAGGAAGUGUACAUGCGAAUCCGAGUAGAGAAUUGUUCACCUAGUGUUAUAUGUGCAAGUGGAGAGCAAACUUCUUCCGGAGCAUGCUAUAGAGAUCUUGGUUCACCGUUGCUGUGUGAUGGAUCGCUGGCAGGAAUUCUAGGAUCAAAUCCGCAACGAUGUGGAGGGCCUGUGGAGUUCUACAGCAUAAGGGAUAAAAUCGACUGGAUACGCUCUCAAACAACCAGAGCAGGUGCGACUGGGUCGCAUACGGUUACCUUCAACAGAUUCAUUAUUCAAUGUUUAAUUUUAAUAAGUGCUAAAAUAUAUUACUCUUAGUUAGUAUCCUAAA
Wyeomyia smithii (pitcher-plant mosquito) is the source of this 987-nucleotide messenger RNA. RefSeq names its product neutrophil elastase-like. Gene Ontology annotation, molecular function: serine-type endopeptidase activity. The transcript has 2 exons. The record is from RefSeq and is a predicted model, not a curated record. Bases 174 to 974 code for a protein of 266 amino acids. Lineage: Eukaryota; Metazoa; Arthropoda; Insecta; Diptera; Culicidae. Gene Ontology annotation, biological process: proteolysis.